Paramisgurnus dabryanus is the source of this 987-nucleotide messenger RNA. RefSeq names its product corticotropin releasing hormone b (gene crhb). Lineage: Eukaryota; Metazoa; Chordata; Actinopteri; Cypriniformes; Cobitidae. Gene Ontology annotation, cellular component: extracellular region. The record is from RefSeq and is a predicted model, not a curated record. Gene Ontology annotation, molecular function: hormone activity.
CAGCCUUUCUUUGAAGAAGUCCUAAAAGUGACAACUUGGGCAGCAACUGGAAGACACCCGCGUCUCGAAAAGUUCAAAAACCAUCCAAGGAUAAUAUCAAUUACGCAUACCACAGGUUCAUUUCGACACUUUUUGACAUGAAGCUCAAUGUCCUCGUCACCACCGUGGCUCUGCUCGUUGCCUUUCCAUCACCGUAUGAAUGUAGAGCCAUCGACAGCAACCAGCCAGGCAUGGACCCAGAUGGAGAACGACAGUCACCGCCACUUUUGGCGCGCCUUGGAGAGGAGUACUUCAUCCGGCUCGGUAACAGAAAUCUGAAUUCCCCUCGGUCCUCACCAGACGAUUAUUCCGAGCCAUCCCAGUAUCCCAAACGAGCACUGCAGCUCCAGUUAACGCAGCGUCUGUUGGAGGGGAAAGUUGGAAACAUCGGCCGCCUGGAUGGCACUUACGCGCUCCGGGCGCUCGACUCAGUGGAAAGAGAGCGCAGGUCCGAGGAGCCACCGAUUUCCCUGGACCUGACCUUUCAUCUGCUCCGAGAAGUACUAGAGAUGGCCAGAGCCGAACAAAUGGCCCAGCAAGCUCACAGCAACCGCAAAAUGAUGGAAAUAUUCGGGAAGUAACCACGAGCUCCAUCUGCCAAAGAUAUUUUUACAUUUAGCACAAACAUGAAUAUUCUGUACCAUAGUGCUGCUUUUCCAUCAUGAUCUAUUUAUACCGGUGAUUUAUUUAUUUGUAGAUAUUUUAAUGAAGACCUAUAGGUGUGUAUGGCCAUGAUUCAGAUUGCGCAAAACUGUCAUGAAUCUUCAUCAAUGUUAUUGUAUUAAGUGAUCAUUCAGAACUGUGUAAGUGAAAAAACACGGUGGUUUGAAUUUCUUAAAAAAGACAAUAUUUUCAAAUACUGUUUAAUUUUAUUUUAUCUGACAAACCUUCAUUGUAACAUACAGUACAUUGUUUAAGUUUGUUAAUAAACUAAUGAGCAACCAUUGA